UUUUUCACAUCCGGGAAUGACGUACAACAACGGAGGCGGAAGUGGUGCAGUGCCGACUGUAAACACAGCUGUAAGAGCUGUGUUGUUACUUUCGUAAACAUGGUGUACGUGUCCAACGGUCAGGUCCUGGACAGCAGGACCCAGUCACCAUGGCGACUGUCCUUUCUGGUCGAUUUCUUCUGGGGAGCAGUGGAGUUUAUCGGCCUGUAUUUUAAGACAUUGAUCAACCCCGACAUGACAAAAGAUGGGAGCUGUGCUUCGUCACGCUUCAGUGAUGGCAGAGGUCCUCCAGGUCCCCCUGGUGGCAGAAGACGAAUUGGAAGAAUAAACCACGGUGGAGGUCCCGGUGCUCCACCAAUGGGUGGAGGAGGAUGAGGAAGGUGA
This is a messenger RNA of Centropristis striata (black sea bass), 384 nucleotides long. It is a transcript of the gene selenok, whose product is annotated as selenoprotein K. Gene Ontology annotation, biological process: calcium ion transport; endoplasmic reticulum calcium ion homeostasis. The transcript is spliced from 4 exons. NCBI's taxonomy places the organism in Eukaryota, Metazoa, Chordata, Actinopteri, Perciformes, Serranidae. Gene Ontology annotation, cellular component: endoplasmic reticulum membrane; Golgi apparatus. The record is from RefSeq and is a predicted model, not a curated record.